CUGAAGAGAGCACUGAUGACCCAUAAAGCCAGUAUGAAGGGGAGGUUUGAGACCAUAUGUGAAGGCUUUAUAAGGUCAGGGACUCAAACACUCCUGAACAAGAUCUACACAGAGCUCUACAUCACAGAGGGAGAGAGUGAAGGGGUGAACAGUGAACAUGAAGUUUGGCAGGUAGAAUCUGCAUCCAGACCACAAUCUACAGAAGACAUUGCAAUCAACUGCAAUGACAUUUUCAAGCCCUUACCUGGACAGAAGAGAUACAUCCGAAGUGUCAUGACCAAGGGUAUUGCUGGCAUUGGAAAAACAGUCUCAGUGCAGAAGUUCAUCCUUGACUGGGCUGAGGAGAGAGCUAACCAGGAUGUAGAUUUCAUGUUUGUGCUUCCAUUCCGUGAGCUGAAUUUAGUCAGAGAUGAUCAGUACAGUCUUCACAGGCUCCUGUUUGACUUCCACCCUGAGCUUAGGGAGCUACAGGAUGGUGAAUACAAAGACUGCCACAUUGUGUUCAUCUUUGAUGGUCUGGAUGAGAGUCGACUUCCUCUGAAUUUCCAAGAGAACCAUGAGUUAUCUGAUGUGACACAAACAUCAUCAGUAGACGUGCUGAUGACAAGUCUCAUUCAGGGAACUCUGCUUCCCUCGGCUCUCAUCUGGAUAACCUCCCGACCAGCAGCAGCCAGUCAGAUCCCUUCUCAAUGCAUUAGUCAGGUGACAGAAGUACGAGGGUUCAAUGACCCACAGAAGGAAGAGUACUUCAGGAAGAGGAUCAGUGACCAGAAUCAAGCCAACAGAAUCAUCUCGCACAUUAAGGCAUCCAGGAGUCUUCACAUUAUGUGCCACAUGCCAGUCUUCUGUUGGAUCUCAGCCACUGUCCUUCAGCAGAUACUGGAACAAGAUGAUGGGAAGGAAGCCCCUAAAACUCUGACUGAGAUGUUCAUACACUUCCUGCUCAUCCAGACCACCAGGAAGAACCAGAAGUAUCAAGAGGAAAGUGAGACAGAUAGACAGAAGCUCCUGGAAUCUCAUAAGGGUGUCAUAUUGAAACUGGCGGAGCUUGCUUACAAGCAUCUAGAGAAUGGCAAUCUCAUGUUCUAUGAGGAAGACCUAAGAGAGUGUGGUAUUGAUGUCAGUGAAGCUUCAAUGUUCUCUGGCAUGUGCACUGAGAUCUUUAGGGAAGAAUGUGUGUUUCACCAGAAGAAUGUCUACUGCUUUGUGCAUCUGAGCAUCCAGGAGUUUCUUGCUGCUCUUCAUUUGUUUGCCUCCUACUUGAGUAAGAACAUGGAGGUCUUGAAACCAUUUCUUAGUAGAAGGUCCAGGUCUUUGCCCAAUGUACCCCUAGAUGAGCUGCUGAAGAAUACAGUGAACAAAGCACUGGAAAGCAAGAAUGGACACCUUGAUUUGUUUGUUCGUUUCCUUCAUGGCAUUUGUCUGGAGUCAAAUCAGAGACUUUUACUUGGCCUCUUGAGCCACACACACAACAGCCCAGAGAGUGUGAGGAAAACAAUCAAGAACCUGAAGUUGAUGCAGAGACCAAAUAUCUCACCCGAGAGGUGGAUCAAUCUAUUCCACUGCUUGGUGGAAAUGCACGACUCCUCUGUUCAUGAUGAAAUCCAGGCUUUCCUGAAAGCAGAGAAAGGUGCUGUGAAACAGCUCUCACUGGUUCACUGUUCAGCCUUGGCUCAUGUGCUUCUGAUGUCUGAUGAGGUGCUGGAUGAGUUUGACCUGAACAAAUACAAAACCUCUCCAGAACGUGCCAAGAGACUGCUUCCAGCCAUGAGAUGUUGCAGAAAGGCUCUACUUUCUGGCUGUAAGCUAACAGAGACGUCCUGUGAGAUUGUGGCCUCGGUUCUGCAGUAUGCAGACUCCUCCUUAAGAGAGCUGGACCUGAGUCAAAAUGACCUGCAGACGUCAGGAGAAAAGCUGCUGUCUGCUCUACAGAGUCCAAACUGCUGUCUGGAGACUCUUAGACUUGUCGGUUGUAAGCUAACAGAGGACACUGGAGCUCAUCUUCUCACUGCCGGACUCGGUAGCCCUAACUGUAAACUGCAGACUUUAAGCCUUGCUGGCUCUAAGCUCACAGAUAAAUCCUGUAAAGUUGCUGCCCCUGCUUUGCAGUCCGCAAUCUCCCUAAAGGAACUGGACCUGAGUCACAAUGACCUGCACGAGUUUGGAUUUCAAUGUCUCACUGCAGGACUUAGUAGCCCCAACUGUAUGCUGACAAGUUUAAGGCUCAAUCUGUGCCACCUCUCUAGAGCAAGCUGUGAAAUGAUGGCGUCUGUGCUGCAAAGUGCACCUUCCCAUCUGAGAGAACUGGACAUGAGUGACAAUGACCUGCAGGAUGAAGGAGUGGAGCUGCUCUGUGUGGGACUAAGAGAUCCACAGUGCAAGUUGGAGACACUGAGACUUUCUGGUUGUCUCAUCACACACGAGGGCUGUUCUCUCUUGUCCUCUGCCCUCAAAUCGAACCCCUCCUACCUGAAACAGCUGGAUCUGAGCUACAAUCACCCAGGAGACUCGGGUGUCAGAGAGCUCACAGACAGACGGGAUGAUCCCAACUGUAAUCUACAGAUUUUGAGGUGUGACCAUGGAGGAGAGUGCAGGAUUAAACCAGGACUGAGAAAAUAUGCCUGUGAGCUCACACUGGACCCAAACACAGCACACAGAAUUCUCUCUCUCUCUGAGGGGAACAGAGAGGUGACAUAUGUGAGGGAGGAGCAGCCAUAUUCUGACCACCCAGAGAGAUUUGACUACUGUUAUCAGGUGCUGUGUAGAGAGGGUCUGUCUGGAUGCUCCUACUGGGAGGCUGAGUGGAGAGGUGAUGGGGCCGAAGUAGCAGUGGCCUAUAAGAGCAUCCAGAGAAAAGGGAAGGGUGAUGACUGUGGGUUUGGACAUAAUGACAAGUCCUGGAGACUGAGAUACUCUGGUAACAGUUACUCUGCCUGGCACAAUAAUAAUAAGAUUGCCAUACCUGACCCCUCCUCCCACUCCAGCAGAGUAGGAGUGUACCUGGACUGGCCAGCAGGCACUCUGUCCUUCUACAGCGUCUCCUCUGACACACUCACCCACCUGCACACGUUCCACUCCACAUUCAGUGAACCCCUCUACCCUGGAUUUAGGUUUGGAUAUUAUGACUCCUCAGUGUCCCUGUGCCAGAUCACAUGACCUCCUAGUCCUGCAGGAGAG
Sardina pilchardus (European sardine) is the source of this 3177-nucleotide messenger RNA. RefSeq names its product NLR family CARD domain-containing protein 3-like. Gene Ontology annotation, biological process: intracellular signal transduction. The record is from RefSeq and is a predicted model, not a curated record. NCBI's taxonomy places the organism in Eukaryota, Metazoa, Chordata, Actinopteri, Clupeiformes, Clupeidae. Gene Ontology annotation, molecular function: protein binding. Bases 16 to 3156 code for a protein of 1046 amino acids. The transcript has 8 exons.